GGAGGCCCCGACCCAGCGGCGGCCGCGGCGUGAGGGAGCGGAACGGAGUGGAGCGGAGCGGGUGGCGUUCCCCGGCCGCGCCCCGGCCCCGGCCACGCUGGCGCCCGGGGACCCCCCCGAGAUGCCGGUUCGGAGCGAGAGACGCCGCGCUGGAGGGGCGGCGGGCUCGGCCUCCUCCCCUGCCACCGGAGCGGCCGCCAGCAGCCUGGUGCCGCCGCCCCCCAUCAACACGGCGCAGCCCGGAGUGGCCACUUCGCUGCUCUACAGCGGGGCCAAGUUCCGCGGGCAGCAACGCAGCAAAGGCAACGCCUACGAGGUGGAGGUCGUCAUGCAGCAUGUGGAUAUGGAAAACUCCUAUCUCUGUGGAUACUUGAAGAUUAAAGGCCUUACAGAGGAGUACCCAACCCUCACCACGUUCUUCGAAGGCGAGAUAAUCAGUAAAAAACACCCAUUCCUAACGCGCAAGUGGGACGCCGACGAAGACGUGGAUCGUAAACACUGGGGAAAGUUCCAGGCUUUUUACCAGUAUGCAAAAACAUUUAACUCUGAUGACUUUGAUUAUGAAGAUCUAAAAAAUGGGGACUAUGUCUUCAUGAGAUGGAAGGAGCAGUUCCUAGUCCCAGAUCACACCAUCAAGGACAUCAGUGGUGCUUCCUUUGCUGGUUUCUAUUACAUCUGCUUCCAGAAGUCAGCAGCAUCUAUAGAGGGCUAUUACUACCAUAGGAGUUCAGAAUGGUAUCAGUCAUUGAAUUUAACGCACGUUCCCGAGCACAGUGCUCCUAUCUACGAGUUCCGAUGACAGCUGUCCAGAUCUGAUAGCGCCCAGAAGCAAACCGGGCAGGAGAGCAUGGCCUGCCAGGAGAACUGUGUCCCUGUGGGAGCACGGGAAUGCACGCUUCUCUCCUGCCCCUUGGACUUGAGAGAGAGAGAGAGCCUGGAUGUUAACUCACCCAGCCUGAGGAGCUGCUGGAGCUUGAUUCUCCCUCCUGUCGAGUGGCCAUUUGAUCUUUACUCUGGUUUUAAGCUACUUUAAUGCACUUUCUUGUUGCACAGCUCGUUUCUCUGUCACUGAAGUUCCUCCCGGCUCUCCUCUGGAAGCUGUUUCUCAGUAGCUGGAAUCAGUGCUCAGGCCUCUGAGUAAUAAGGAAAUGUAAGCUCAAGGCUUAGGUUUUCCUUGUUAUAUCCCGAUGUGGGUUGAAAUCACCACGAUUCAGGUUUCUUGCCCAGAUUUCCAGCUGUGAUGCUCCCAAAGCCAGGUCCUGGGUGUGAGGCUCAGCUUUGGAGUCUGUUGGGGAGUGUUGGCUGAGGUAAGGCUGGAAUGAGGCUUUGCUGGCUAACAAGGUUAGCUGGAGCUACAGAUCUUUCAGGAACGCCAGCCCUUUGGAGCUGGGAGCUGUUCCGGUGUCUGGAUACGCCAUUGGGAAUUAAUUUGAUGUACGGACUUCCAGGCUCUCAGUAAAGUGGAUCUGAACUCUGCUUGUAGGUGUAUAUUUGCUCUUUACUUAAGUUAAGGGUAAAAAAAAAAAAAGUAAAAAAAAAAAAAAGACAAAAAAAUACUUUUAUUAAAAAAAUAUAUCUAUUUUUAUGGUUCCUUUUUCAAAGGACCCUAUGGCAAAUGCACAAGUACUCGAUUCCAUGUUACUGUUUUCACAUUGAAAACCAGGAAUGUCUGUGUUUUUAUAUCCGUGUCUGUAUCCAGCUAAGCUUUGGGAACGUGACUGGAGCCCAAGCACUGAGCAGCAUCAGUUGGGACUGCUCAGCGUUUGUACUCCCCCUUCAUGCUUCACCAUCACUGCUUGACACCUUUUUACAAGGAAAAACAAGAAAAAAGUUUUAAAAAAAAAACCCUUUCCAGUAGCUCCCUCUGACUCUGAAUGUUCCAAGUGACAUAACUUAAGGCUCCUGUGCCAAAGUGUGUGUGUGUACAUGUGUGGGGUGGUUUUUCUAAAGACACUUUAAAUUUGGCCUCAGUUGUGUUUUUACCUUGUCAGCUCCACCUGUGGGGCUUUGUGAGAGUUUAGUUUGCCUUUUUUCUGGCUCUUUUAAAGCCCAGCUUCCUCCAAGCAGACGUGUGGCACGGCUGGUGCUGAGGAUGGAUUUUCCACCCAGGAGAGGGGAUUGAAGCUUCCACGUGCCGGCAUGAGGUGCUUUGGGUUUUGCUUUUUAACUAACUUCCUUUUUUUGGCAGCAGUUAUCGCUUGUUUAAGCCUUAACGAGGAAGGAUUCAGGGCUUGGAGAGCCCCUUUCCUCUAUUCCAAGUUGGGAUUUUGAGUGCUUGGAGGAGUGGCCGGGGUGGUCUUGGGAGAUGAUGCAGAAUUCGGCCGCUUUGUGCGUGCUGUUCUCCGUGGAUCAAUCCUCCCUGGCACAUGUGGAGAGAGAUGUGGGGGAGAAGGGAGAGACCUGCCCUUCCUAGGGAGUGUGUGCUGGUGCCUUGGCUCUUGCUGGAGGAUGUGCAGGGACAGCACUGAGGUGAUUUGGGGCUAGGAGCAGAGCACUUGGGAAGUGAAUUCCCGUUUUAUUUUGUUCCUCUCAAGAGAAACUCGGCCCCUUUUGAGGAGAGGGGUUUCCUCACGGAUGGUGCUGGGAGGUGUCCUGGUUUCAGAGGUGAAAACCGGUGGUGCUACUCCACUGUGACCAAGUCUGGGGGUGAAACCUCCUUCCCAGGUGCUGUGUGAGUGCAGGGACCCAGCUCCCACGGCUCUUCCCAGCUCUCCUGAGCUGUCUGUGCAAUGCUGGUGGUGGCAUCAGUGUCCCUGUGCUCCCCAGAGCUGUCACUGCCAGUGGGACACUUGGAUUUCUGAUCUGGUUUAGUUGAAUUAACCCUGUUUGUUGGCAGAAACUGAGUUAGUAUGGCCCUGGGAGUGUUUAACAUGAGUAACUAUCCCUAAACCAAUGAAGUUGGGGUUUUUUUUAAGACAAGAUACAUUGUGAGAAGGGUGUGGAAAGAGCAUCCCGCUCUGUGCCUGCCUUCUUCCCACCAUCCUGAAGGGAAUUUCAGUUUAGAUCCAGAACUGACUGGAUGUGUGGCAGGUGCAGAGCAGGUUGUGGAGUUGAGGGUUUUGCAGAGGCUGUUGGUGUGUGGAUUUUCCCUGCUCAAAGGCCUUUGCUUUGUUUUUUCCUUUUCUUUGACCUGUUUGAGUUGAGGGGAGAUGUUCUGUAUGUCGUGGUGUGGUGAGAGAGAACGGCCCAGGGGAGGAUUUGGGGGGCAGAGGUGAGAAAUGGAAUGUUUGGGCUUGGGAGAGGAUGUGGUGUCUCUUGAACCACUCUGGCUGCAGCAGGAUGUCCCUGUGGGAGCAGAGGGUGCCUGUGUGGGGGCCGAGGAGGAGUUUUGUGGAGCGAUCAACAUCCAAAUUAAACAUGAACUCUAUUGAA
Parus major (Great Tit) is the source of this 3372-nucleotide messenger RNA. It is a transcript of the gene GID4, whose product is annotated as GID complex subunit 4 homolog. Lineage: Eukaryota; Metazoa; Chordata; Aves; Passeriformes; Paridae. Gene Ontology annotation, biological process: protein catabolic process in the vacuole; proteasome-mediated ubiquitin-dependent protein catabolic process; negative regulation of gluconeogenesis. Gene Ontology annotation, cellular component: extrinsic component of membrane; GID complex. The record is from RefSeq and is a predicted model, not a curated record. Bases 122 to 799 code for a protein of 225 amino acids. The transcript is spliced from 6 exons.